AGGGGUUAACAGCACUCCUUUCCGGUGUAGAGGCCCAGUUGAAGAGGCAGCGAGAAAACGAGGAGUCAUUUGUGAGGAUGACGCGGCAUGGCAAGAACUGCACAGCAGGGGCUGUCUACACCUACCACGAGAAGAAGAAGGACACAGCGGCCUCCGGCUAUGGAACCCAGAACAUCCGACUGAGUCGGGACGCUGUGAAGGACUUCGACUGCUGCUGCCUCUCUCUGCAGCCCUGCCAUGACCCUGUCGUCACCCCAGAUGGUUACCUGUAUGAACGGGAGGCAAUCCUGGAGUACAUUCUGCACCAGAAGAAGGAAAUCGCCCGGCAGAUGAAGGCCUACGAGAAGCAGCGUGGUGCGCGGCGGGAGGAGCAAAAAAAGCUGCAGCGCGCCUCGGCGCAGGACCAGGUGCGGGGCUUCCUGGAGAAGGAGGCGGCCAUCGUGAGCCGGCCGCUCAACCCGUUCACGUCCAAGAUGCCCUUGGGGCCCGGCCCAGAUGGUGUCCAGCCUGGACCCAGCGCAGGGCCCCUAAGCAAGGACAAAGACAAGGACAAGGACAAAGCGCUGCCCAGCUUCUGGAUCCCAUCGCUGACUCCCGAGGCCAAGGCCACCAAGCUGGAGAAGCCGUCGCGCACGGUCACCUGCCCCAUGUCGGGGAAGCCGCUGCGCAUGUCCGACCUGACGCCCGUGCGCUUCACGCCGCUCGACGACUCGGUGGACCGCGUGGGGCUCAUCACGCGCAGCGAGCGCUACGUGUGCGCCGUGACCCGCGACAGCCUGAGCAACGCCACGCCCUGCGCCGUGCUGCGGCCCUCCGGGGCCGUGGUCACCCUCGAGUGCGUGGAGAAGCUGAUUCGGAAGGACAUGGUGGACCCGGUGAACGGAGACAAGCUCACAGAGCGCGACAUCAUCGUGCUGCAGCGGGGUGGCACCGGCUUCGCGGGCUCCGGGGUGAAGCUGCAGGCCGAGAUGUCGCGCCCAGUGAUGCAGGCCUGAGCUCCUGCGGGGACCCAAUAAACCGCCUGGGUG
Messenger RNA from Castor canadensis (American beaver), 1028 nucleotides. It is a transcript of the gene Nosip, whose product is annotated as nitric oxide synthase interacting protein. The record is from RefSeq and is a predicted model, not a curated record. NCBI's taxonomy places the organism in Eukaryota, Metazoa, Chordata, Mammalia, Rodentia, Castoridae. Gene Ontology annotation, cellular component: nucleus. Gene Ontology annotation, molecular function: ubiquitin protein ligase activity.